Messenger RNA from Macroventuria anomochaeta, 858 nucleotides. RefSeq lists its product as uncharacterized. Bases 204 to 698 code for a protein of 164 amino acids. The record is from RefSeq and is a predicted model, not a curated record. Lineage: Eukaryota; Fungi; Ascomycota; Dothideomycetes; Pleosporales; Didymellaceae. Gene Ontology annotation, molecular function: nuclease activity. The transcript has a single exon.
GCUCUCGUGCUGGGACCUCCAAAAUCACCUUGACCAUCAACACCCCGCAAUUGUCACCGUGCGAAUCAACUCUGAGUGCCUCUGCGUCCGGACUCCUAUACAACCCGACCGAACUUCACGGUCUCCAGUCACACGAGACAACGUUCGUCGCUGCCGCCAAUUGUAGUCCCGACCCCAGAUAAACAACGCACGCGCCGACCACGAUGAUUCGCGACUUCGAAGCAUGGAACGCCAACAUCGGCGAGCUCAGCGAGCUGCAGGAGCUCAGUGGCUGCCGCGUGGCUAUCGAGGCUGCUCACUACCUACAGCACCGCAUCCUGAGCCAUCCCCGCGCAAGAGAACCACUCGUACCUGCCCUCGGCGGUCUGCCACUUGGCAUGAAGCAGUACAUCGAAGAAGACCUGACGACAUUCGAGAGCCUACAAAUCGAACCAUGGUUCGUAUUCAGUGGUUUGGACAUCACAAAACCGGACGACCCGUUCCAGCAGAAGCAGCGUGAGGCUGGAGUGAACACAAUGGCCUGGAGCUUGUACGAUAGCAACAAGGCUGAGGCGUCUGUCGCCAAGUUCGGAGAGUCAACAUACGUUACGCCCGAGGACCUGUUCCGUUUCCUGCAGUCGAUUUUGAUCGAGCGCAAAGUUCACUUCCAGAUCGCGCCUUACAGCGCCUGGGCUCAGGUACAAUCACUCGAGGUUUGACAGAACAGGCUACUGACACUACGCAGCUGGCAUACCUCGAGAAGGAAACCCUCGUACACGCAAUAUCAGGCGCAUCCGAAGUCCUCUUGUUCGAGUGCGAUAAGGUCGUAACGUCGUGGAACCUCGAAGACAAGACCUUCAGUUGGACGAAGCGAGCGAA